AUGGAUCCAAGCAUGGCCUCUAUUCCGCAAUCACAACAAAGCAUUGAUCAUCAUAUGCAACAUCACACUCAAGGAAAUAUGAGUACACAACAACAGCCAUCACAAAUGGGAGGUGACGAAUUCGGUUACACAUUAUUAAAUUAUGAUACGCCUAAAAUUCCUCAUCUUCUCCAAACUGCUCAACUCGAUGUCAAACCAAUCCUCUCAUCAAAUAUAGGUAUUUUAGAAGGACUUUCAAAGCCAGCAACCAAUGCUCAAACCCUCUUGAAUUUAUCAUCAACCUCAUUGCCGACCUUGUUUCUGUGCGGAACAGAAAAUCAAACACCAAGCAUGAUCAAUGCACAGCAACAACCCAUGCUUCCAAAAAAUGGUUUGCUUUUUGGUAGAAUCGAUCCAUCGACCAAACAACCCCUCCCUCUCAAAUUACAAAAUAUUGAAGAACAUGUGAGAUAUAUUGAAUGGCUACCAAAAGAUCCGAGACGUAUUGUUGUAGCCAUGAAUGCAGAAUUGGGUAUUGUCGUUCUCAAUCCAGAAUUGGAUGAAAUUCAAGAAAUUGACACAUUUCCAAAAUUCCAUCAAGACACCAUUCGACAAUUUGCAAUUAAUCCAAUCAAUCAAUCUCUCGUCAUUAGUGGUGGAUUUGAUGAAAAAGUUUUUGUCACAGACAUUAGCAAGCUCGUUGAUGACAUUCAGAGUAAUCAAAUGAAAUCUGAAAAUUCCGUCUAUUUGUGUCAAGAUGUGGUCUCGAGUGUGAGAUUUCAUCCUUCGGAUUCGAAUGUUGCAAGUGCUACCACCGAUCAAGGUGUCUUACACGUCUUUGAUGUAAGAACUGGUAACACCUCAAAACCAGCAUUUGUGUACGAUACUGGAAAAAUUGAAUUAUUUACUCAUACCUAUUUGGAUGAUUUCACAGUUUGUUUGGGAUAUGGAGACGGUCAAAUUCAAGUCCAUGACAUUAGAACUGGAAGAUCUCUACUGAAUAUUGUAGAUAAGUGUUUGAGCGUGGUUGGAGAUUUCCAUUAUGAACCCAGCAAGAGAUUAUUGAUCUCACUCGGAAUGCCCAAGUUUUCCUUGUAUCAAGUGACAGCAUCUUCGUUUGAGGUACUUCAUGCAGCAUCUCCAACAUCCUAUCAGAACAAUACUACCAACCCAAUUGGACCUACUGUGACUCAUGGAACCUUUAUUCCACAAACUUCUCAAUUUUUGACCACAGAUAAUUUUGGAAUGAUUUCACUUUAUGAUUUGUAA
Naegleria lovaniensis is the source of this 1248-nucleotide messenger RNA. RefSeq lists its product as uncharacterized. NCBI's taxonomy places the organism in Eukaryota, Heterolobosea, Eutetramitea, Acrasida, Naegleriidae. The record is from RefSeq and is a predicted model, not a curated record. The transcript has a single exon. Gene Ontology annotation, molecular function: protein binding. The coding region runs from base 1 to 1248 and encodes 415 amino acids.